AUGCUCAGCAGUGGGGUCGCGCAGAGUGUAAAGGAUUGGGGCCACGAUGAGGAUUCCUCGGGAAAACGACCAGUGGGGCAAGAUUCUUCACUUGAGGAGAGUCGUGAAGAAACAGAGUUGGACCGGGAGAAAGAUUUGAAUGACGGCCCACCACAUCAGCCGCCGGAUCGACCAGGUCAAGAUUCAACUGCGGAUACCUCGACCUCCUCGAAUGAACAAAAUAACACACUUCCCGAUAACAGUACCAUCUCACUCGAUCCUGAGUCCGAUUUAUCGAUAUCGAAUAUAUCGAUCCAUCCGAUCAAAUCCCGCACUCGAAGGUUGACUCCAGCGGCAGAAAAGUACAUGGCUACUUCGGAGUUAUACCAUGCAGCCUUUGGAGAAAGUUUGAACUGGGAAGAGGCAGUCGACACUGUUUCUGGAGAUACUACGGUUAACCCGCGAAAAAUUCGGCGUUUAAAGAUCCUCAAGCGUUGGAGGAACAUGCAUAGGAAUACAAGUAAACGGAGUCGCGUUGGUAUUCCAUCUGUGAGAGAUUUGGCCACAGCACUCUGGCAGGAAGAAAAAUCGAAUCAGUAUAUUUUUCGACUUUACAGGGAUGUUCCCUCUCCUGGUGUGUCCUACUUCUCGAAACGGACACGCGGUGAGCUUUUACGACGUUUUUCAAGACCCCCAGAACGCCGCUGGGUUGAUGCUCGCCGUUAUCUUGCGUUGGUGGAAGAUAUGAUCUCAUCUGGCCUCCCGAUGUCUCGUUCUCUAUGGACUUCUGCUAUUCACCUGGCUGGCCGUGCAGCCGGUAGAGUGAAGAAGCAUGACCUGAUAAGAGCGAUUGGAGUAUGGCAGCAAAUGGAGCAUGUGGCUGGCAUCAAAUCAGAUCAUGUUGCCUUCAACACAUUAUUCGACGUUUCUAUCAAAGCUGGUCAAUUUACUGUGGCGGAUCGGUUAGUAGCGGAAAUGAAAAAGCGUGGUCUUGGUUUUGACCGCUGUGGGAAGGUCACCAUGAUCUACUACCAUGGAUUGCGGCAAGACUUUGAGGGCAUUCGCCGUACUUACAACGAAUUUGUGGAUAGCGGGGAAUUCGUGGACACCAUGGUUCUCAACUGUCUGUUGGCCUCCUUCAUCCGAGCUGGGCAGGUGAAGACUGCAGAACUAUUGUAUCUUCGCAUGAUGCAAGCGCAGGCGACUACGCAGAAACAUCUCGUCGAUGGAAAAAACCAUCAUUCACCGACAUUAUCUUCGGAGUUCAACAUCUACCGCAAGAGAGCUCAGAAGUUGACUCGUCUCCUCAAGUUUUCUAUGCUCUUAAAAAUUAAGCUCCCCGAACAUUAUGAUGCGCUCCAGGACGCAUUACCCAUGACUCCAGAUACACGCACUUUCCACAUCUUCCUCAAAUUCCACGCCCACGAGUCGGGUGAUUUGCCAGGCUUCAUGUCAGUCCUGGCAGAUAUGGAGAACACAUUCGCAGUUCCCCCUCGCGGCAUGAUAUACCUGUUGCUUUUCGAAGGAUUUGCGCAACACGGGCGCCGAAGGAAGGCUUGGUCCGCUGAACGGUUGCAGGAGGCGUGGAGAGCUUUCCUUCGUGCUCUUCAUGAGUCCAAGCACAGAAUGGAAGAGCGCUUUCUUCCACAAACACGAAAUAUUGUCUGGGAGAACCCACUCGCAAGCACGGCUGCAGCUAUGGCAUUGAAGCCGAAGCGUCCAACGGAUGACGGACCAAGUGGGCUUUAUACAGCACUACCGUCAGCCACCCCAAGUACAAAUGUUGAGUCUGAAGAAGGCCACACCCAGAACUCGGGGCCGCAGAUGGAAGAGAAUCCAGAGGAAGAGGAAGACGACGAGCUUGAUACGACUAGCGACAGCUUUGAAGAUAUCGAGGUAGACGUGGAUGAGCUAUUCGGCAGUCCAACACGCGUCCAACCGGAGCCCCAACAAGAUGAACUGGAGGAGCUAGAGCGCCGGAUCGAAAACGGUGUAUUCCUCGGCCGUCGGAUGAACAUCGCGAUUCUCCGCGCCUUUGGUACCUGUUGCGGUCCUGAUGAAGUCAUGGACGUUUGGAUGAAGCUUGAACGUAUUUGGCAACCUGAGAAGCGCAAGAUGCAGGAUGUGAUUGUGGUGAGGGAAGAACUGGAGAGGCAAUUGAAUUGA
This is a messenger RNA of Aspergillus ruber CBS 135680, 2145 nucleotides long. RefSeq names its product pentatricopeptide repeat protein. Gene Ontology annotation, molecular function: protein binding. Bases 1 to 2145 code for a protein of 714 amino acids. The record is from RefSeq and is a predicted model, not a curated record. Lineage: Eukaryota; Fungi; Ascomycota; Eurotiomycetes; Eurotiales; Aspergillaceae. The transcript has a single exon.